Harmonia axyridis is the source of this 4230-nucleotide messenger RNA. RefSeq names its product neurocalcin homolog. Gene Ontology annotation, molecular function: calcium ion binding. The transcript is spliced from 4 exons. NCBI's taxonomy places the organism in Eukaryota, Metazoa, Arthropoda, Insecta, Coleoptera, Coccinellidae. The record is from RefSeq and is a predicted model, not a curated record. The coding region runs from base 252 to 824 and encodes 190 amino acids.
AUUUUUAAUAAUUACCAUGAUCGACUAUAUGUUUAUGUAUUCAGAAGUUUUUGUUUUCAAAUUGUUAUCACCAAAACCAUAAUGGGGAAACAACGUGUUUGAGGAAAAAUAUCGAAAAUAUGUUUUCCUCAAUCAUUGUCAUUCAGUUUUGUUUCUGUCUGUAAAAAUUUAGCCGAAGUACGUUAGGUUGGUGACGUAUUUUAACUUCGAACAGUGUUAUUGAAGAGAAGUAGAGGCUGAUCUUUCUAGUCAUGGGUAAACAAAAUAGCAAACUGAAACCGGAAGUACUGGAAGAUCUGAAACAGAAUACUGAAUUUUCUGACGCAGAAAUCCAAGAAUGGUAUAAGGGAUUUCUCAAGGAUUGUCCUAGCGGUCAUCUGUCAGUUGACGAAUUCAAAAAGAUCUACGGGAAUUUCUUUCCCUAUGGCGAUGCUAGCAAGUUUGCCGAACAUGUAUUCCGUACUUUCGAUGCGAAUGGGGAUGGUACCAUAGAUUUUCGGGAGUUUUUGUGUGCCCUCUCAGUAACUUCGAGAGGCAAACUGGAACAGAAACUGAAGUGGGCAUUUUCUAUGUAUGAUCUCGAUGGAAAUGGAUAUAUUUCAAGACAAGAAAUGUUAGAAAUCGUCACGGCUAUUUACAAAAUGGUUGGCUCCGUCAUGAAGAUGCCAGAGGAUGAAAGCACUCCUGAAAAACGCACAGACAAAAUAUUCCGACAAAUGGACAAAAAUAAGGAUGGCAAACUGAGCUUAGAAGAGUUCAUCGAGGGUGCGAAAAGUGAUCCUUCUAUCGUGAGAUUACUACAGUGUGAUCCCCAAGCUCAGUAGUAACAACAAAAACUAGGUUCUUACAUAGAGACUGUUUAUUAGUUGUUUUGAACAACUUUUUUGUGAUCUCAAGGCUGAUCCUUGAUGUCAGAUGGACAAAUUGUAUAUUUAUCUAUUCCUGUUUUUGAUUUGUUCUGAGCAACAGUUUACUGAUUUCUCACAUUUUUGGAACAUUCUUAUGUAGAAUUGUUGAAUAUACUUAAACUCAACUUUCCUCGAGAUAACAUAUAUAUGAAUUGUUUAACAGUUAUGUGAACAUUGAAUGCAGAAAAAUUUUGGGUAUAUUAACUUGGAACAAAUCAAGUGAUAUUUAACUAGGGAGUUUUUCACUCUCCCCAACUUAAUUACUCUUCUUUGUUCAUGGUAUUUGUCUUGUUUUAUAUCACUUUCGGAUUUGCCCAUAAUUUACCAAUUUAAUUGAUCAUAAUUUACAAGUAUACUCUAGUGAUGUUAUUUCAAUGUAGACAUUAUUUCCUGUGUGUUGAAUGAUUGAUUUCUUCAAUAACUCACAUCAAUACAAUAUAUCAUCACUCUUUUUUUUACCGAAAUGUAAAACUUAUUCAUUUCACGAAAAAUUCUUUUUUCAUAUAUCUGAAUGCAGCUUGAUUAAGAAUUAACUUCGAAAGAAAAAAAACGAAAACCCAAAAUGGUGAUAUCUGACCACUAAAACUGCGAAUAAUUUCUUCAAAUCUAAUAUUUUCCACCUUUUCUUAAGAUUGGAAAUUGAUGUCCUCAGUCAUAAGAACUUUACUUAUAUACGUAUAGAGCAUGAAAUGUUUUUGUUUUGAUUAAUGUUGAACGUCAAAUACGUUCAAUUUGUAUGAGCAGGACCAUAAAUGAUAAAUUUAGCGAAGAGGCAUUUUCAUUGUGAAAUGACUCAAACUUGUUGUUCAAUGUGCAUAAUUUUAGAAACUCUUAUAAUAUUGUAACGUAAGAAUGUUUUUGUUAUUUUUUUAUGAUUUACGUCAUUUUGGUGUUGAUAAUUUUAAUUUGUUUUAUUUGAAGGCUCUCUUCAUAAUAUGCUCUCGUAUUUCUAGAGAGUCAGAGAUUUUGAAAUUUAAAAAACAAACAUAUUUGGACUGAAAUAUUAUUAUUAUUUAUUGAAUUAUUCAUAGUAUAUAAUAUCUUAAGAGCAUGAUUUGAAAUUGUUACCAAAUAUUUCUGACAUAAAUACAAUGAAAUUUUUCCCCACAUUGUUCCUUUGAAAUUCACAUGUUCAUACUUUUCCACCAAACACAUUACUGUAGGACAAAACAAUACAGAAUAUCUCAUCCAAGAAGCUCAUGAAGACAAUACAGUAAGACAGUAUGAAAUCUCCUACCAUUUCAGAUUAUAGAUUAUGAUUUGAAUGGAUUCUGAACCUAUUAGGGAAUCUAAUUGAAUUUUUAUAUAUUUUGAGAGUUUUCAAAUUGACCAUAGAUUUCAUAAAUCCGUUUAUUAUACUGAUAUUAUAUAUAAUUGUUGAAUAUGAAAGAUAAACCUUUCUGGAAUAUAUACUUUGUCAAUUGAAUACUAGAUAGUUGUGGUACAAAUUAUUUCCAAUUGUUGCAAUUUUUGGAUGUUAUUUAUCAUUAUUAUUUAUGACUAUACAAUGAUUUGCACAGUAUUAAUGAAAUAUAUCCAUUCAUCAUCUGAUUUCAAAACCUAAAAUCUUAACUCAUGUGAUGAAUUAUUUAUAAUCCUUCUCAUUUUAAUCAAGAAAAAAUGAGAAAAUAUUGAAGUUAUCACUAUAUAAAUUGUAAUCUUAAUAUAUAUAAAGAAUGAAGUUCCGACAAAUUUUCAAUCUAAAAUGUAAGUAAUAAUCCUAUCUUAGAGAAGUUUUAUGAAUGAAAUGUACUUACCUAUUCUAGUACUCAUUUUGAAUUCUACUUUAAGCUGACGAAUUUUAUCAUAAGAAGUAAGUGUUAGUGUUCAACAUUUGAAUAUGGUUCGAAAUAUCGAUCUAGAAUAAGUCAAUUCAAACUUUUCAACCUAAUGAUCUAACUUAUCACUUUGCUUAAGCACGUUUUCAAUCGAAAUUACACUCAGGAAUAUGAAACAAAUUAUAUUUCAUAUAAAGAGACGAAUCUAUUAAACGAUGAAAUUGUUGGAAUCGAAUUUUGAAAAUUGUGCAAAAAUGUUUUGAACCCACAUAAAAUUGGAAAAUAUGUUUUUCUUUAAUUUGAUUUCAGAAAUCGUUUUCAAAUUAAUAUUUGAGUCAAAAAAUAGCUGAAAUAUUGCCAAUUUUAUCGGUAUUCUUACCUAGGAAAUUUAUUAUAGAGAAAAUAGUAUUCCACCAAAUUAAAUUGAAAUUUUUUUCCAAAUAAUAGUGAUAUGAGAUUUUCUUGAUAUUUAGGAAAUUGUAUUUUUUUCUUUUUGAAAUCACAUUUUUCGCAGUGAAUUAUGCAAACAUAAUUUCCGAAUAUUAUCAGUCUUCUAAAAUACUUCUUAGCUGUUUCAUUGGGAACUCAAAUACAACAAAAUUCUCUGAGGCAAAAUAUUUACCAGUGUUUGGGAAAUUUCAAUAUCUCUUGGAAGUAAUACCUACUAAGACGAAGACUAUUCUCAAAAAAUAAUUCUCCAUAUAUUGCUAAGGUAGGUGACUGAUAUCUAUUUAUCAAAAAUAAGUACAAAGACUCUGAAUACAGAGAAAUAGAACUGAUGAACUCAACGAUAACAGAAGAACAUUAAAUAAAAUAUGACGAAGUGAACUGCUUUAAAACGAUUAUUUCACCAAUUAUAUUUCUUAUUAUAUAGUUUUAAUACAUUCAAUUGAAUAUUUUACACUCAACUUGUUCAACGACCAUAUUUUAGAAAUUUUUUUCUGAGACAACAUAACAAUAAUUCCAUAAAAAAAAUAGCUAGACUUCGCCCCUUAAAUUGCCAAAUGAUGACUCUAAAAUUAUUAUGUUUCAUAUACCUGAGAUCAUGGAAUGCUUGUUCCAUAAAAUUUGUAAUCUUGAAGAUAUCAUCAGAUUUCCAAGGGAUUUUUCUUGAUGUAUUUAUGACUAUUACAUUAGUGGAAGGAUUUCAAAUUUUUGAAACUUUGUUAUUUGCUUUCGCCAUCAUUUGUAUUUUUGAAAUAUGGAUUUUUCAUUGAAUGAAUUUAUUGCAUUCGUUUUGCCACUAUCACGGUUUGUUAAAACAUUCACUAAGUUUUAUUGUUUUGUUAUAUAUAUUUUUCUUCUCAUUCGAUUUCAAGGAAUGUUUAUUACAAGCGAUGUGAUGUGGCCUAAAAAUGAUAUAUUUUUCAUUUUAAUCUUAUGGUUUUAUUUUUUUUAAUCAUAUAUCUACCUAUUUAUACAUUUACGAGUGUACCUAUCAAGCCUUUCGAUCUUCCCAGUUCUUGUGCAAGUUGUGGAUAAUAGUAAUUGAUAUCUAUUUAUCUAUUUCAUGUAUUACUGAAGUAAAUAAUUGCUAAAUGCAA